CACAACAUGCGCGUGGCAUCCAAAUGCAAGUUGAUAUCGUGGCUCACCUAUACCCGCAAGCUCCGACACAGCUCUGGGUACCGUUCCAGUCGUCCGAUAUCAGCGCCUCAAUCUACAAAAGCACUUCCAGAAAAUGACUAUCGACCUUACGCACAGAAGACGAAGACCGUCAAAUAAUCCUCCUGUCCGUAAGAAUUGGUGGCUCACUACUCAGACACAGACAUAACCUCUCACUGCUUGCAUUGACUGACUUUCUCCCUAGGUGGCACCACAAAGACGUGUUGCUAGGAAAGGAAAUUACGAUGAUCAGACUAGACGCCUAUUGAUAUGCGCAGAAGCGUGUGCUUCUGGUCUUGCUUCUACACCCACCCAUCCCACCCGCUCUGCAUGCCUACCUGGACGAUUAUCUCACCAUGCGAUAAAGACUAUGACCAUCCAAUGCGCAUGAACAUCUUUCGGGUCAUGAAAACUGUCUACCGGAUCUUGGACUCGCCAAACGAACCGUCUGCAGUCGAUGAAGGAAAACACAUUGCAACCCUCGGAUAUGCAGUGUCACAAGACAAGCCAGGACUUCCUGACCAAUCGAGUGCUGUUAUCCAUUUCCGACUCUCCACGCAGUUUGUUACGCACUUUGUUGUCGCGUUCUGUAAUCUGCAGAUCGUAGACAUGGUUCAAAACAUGAGCUUUCCUAUCCCAUGCGAACUUAUGCCGGUCAUGGCGGACAUCUAUGAAUUCAUAGUCGCGAGGUCGACCUCCUGUCGUGGGUUGAACAGCCCAGUUGAGGAGUGUGACCUCGCACGUAGGAUAUGGAAACAGCUGCAAGCGGAGAAGUAUCAUAAACGCCUUUUACAACAAGAGAUUAUUAGUGACAUAGACAUCGCUUGUUUACGACCAGGCUCUCCGCGAUGUUCUAUAUGCGACUCCAAUCUUAUCCACUGCAAUAGCUGUCAGGUUGCAUCGUGCGAGUCGGAUGACUGUCCGGGAUCUUCUGAACCCCCGCUCGCGCGGUGCGGCAGACAUCAAAAGGAGGUCUUGUGUUUCCCCUGCCUAGAUGAGCAGGGGUGCGAGGCGGAGCUAGAAAAAUGCCCCGAGUGUAAAUCGUGGUGUUGCACAAGGGACAUGUCAUCGUGUAGCGGUCAUCCCAUCGACGUUGAGCUUAUUCCUGGCUUACCCGGCAGCAAGACCGGACUUCCUGACCUGAUCGGCGCAUAUGCCAAUUCCGCACGCGUUCACCCUCCGAAGCGCGGUUCUUGUAUGGAAUGCGAGCUGCCCGGAUGGCGGAGUUGCAACAGCACGCAGUGUUGGUCUCAAACGAUUUGCCCAGAAUGCGCAGGCGGUGGUGUGACAUGUAUGUGUCAGGAAGUAUGGGUAUGCGACCCCUGUGCAGAACAUAGUCCAGGGGUCUUCAUUCGCUGUCCGCGCUGCAACCGGCCGUUCUGCUGCUCUUGCUCGUAUAUCGAUGAAUGUCCAGAAUGUCACCGCACGAACCUCUGCUAUGACUGCGCCGAAGAAGAGUCAGAUGUGGACGGCGGGAUCAUGGCGGAACUUCCUAGAUUUGUCGCGUCGUGUGGAAGUUGUCAGGCUAAGAUAUGCGAUCGCUGCGUGUCGCAUGCGGCUUUUUUGUGUGCGGGGUGCUUGCAGCGGCUUUGCCCGUCGUGCCGCAGGUCGCUGUGUGAUGAUUGUAAACUGUGGCUUGCGAGUGACGAUGAGGAUGGUGGAACUAGUGGUGCUGACCUUAACGUUUAGUACCCCACUUGUAAUUUAGUGAUUUUUGAGCACGUGACCUUGACGCGCACUCUACCUUCUAUUCACGUGCUUUGUUGCCUGUC
Messenger RNA from Suillus bovinus, 1829 nucleotides. RefSeq lists its product as uncharacterized. Lineage: Eukaryota; Fungi; Basidiomycota; Agaricomycetes; Boletales; Suillaceae. Bases 328 to 1746 code for a protein of 472 amino acids. The record is from RefSeq and is a predicted model, not a curated record. The transcript is spliced from 2 exons.